Messenger RNA from Daphnia pulicaria, 670 nucleotides. RefSeq names its product larval cuticle protein 65Ag1-like. The record is from RefSeq and is a predicted model, not a curated record. Gene Ontology annotation, cellular component: chitin-based extracellular matrix. Gene Ontology annotation, molecular function: structural constituent of chitin-based larval cuticle. The coding region runs from base 91 to 531 and encodes 146 amino acids. The transcript has 3 exons. NCBI's taxonomy places the organism in Eukaryota, Metazoa, Arthropoda, Branchiopoda, Diplostraca, Daphniidae.
AUAGAAAUGACUCUCUCUUUGUCGACUAUAUAAACUCGACUAUGAUUGAAUUUUAGUCAUCAGUUCUUCCACUCAUCAUCUCAAGUCAACAUGAACAAGCUGCUUUUCAUUGCCGCCGUCAUGGCCGUCGUUGCCGGCGCUCCUCAAGGUAAAAAAGAAUCUGAAACUGCUGCAGCACCCGAAAUAGUCGUCGUAAGUCAAGCCGACGUCCGCAAUCUCGACGGCAGCAGCCAAUGGAGCUACACUCAAUCUGAUGGCGCCACCAGAGAAGAGAGUCAAGUCCAGAAAAAGUUCCAGACAGUUUCGACGGACGCUUAUGGCAAACAGACGGUCAACGACGUGAUCGGCAACACCAACGCAGGAUCGUCCUUCUGGAUCUCACCCGAGGGUCAGCGAAUUUAUUUGACUUGGGUCGCCGACGAGGGCGGAUUCCAGCCCAAAGGCGAUCACUUACCUGUCGCUCCGGUCCACGUUUACACGCUGCCCGUCGCACCCGCCCUGCCCUACCAACGCACUGGCCUUGGCUAUUAAUUUCAAUCUUAAUCAGAUCGAAUUUUUGGCUGCUGACGUUGUAUUUGUUUGUUUAAAAAGUUUUGUGUCACCUUGUGCGUUGACUGCUGUCGAUGUGAUUCGUUGCUGGAGAAAUAGAUUGCAUCGACUUUUGUCUGAA